AUGCCGACGAGGUCGAUGGGGUAUAUCUUUUUGCUCACGCUUGCGAUCGGUGGGUUGCAGAUUAGUUGGUCGACCGAGUUUUCCAAUGGAACACCGUUCCUACUCUCGCUCGGAAUGUCAAAGACGCUGAUGAGUCUAGUCUGGAUCGCUGGUCCGCUCUCUGGUGUACUUGUGCAGCCGAUCGUGGGCAUGCUAAGUGACUCGAGCAAGUCGCGGUUCGGCAAGCGCAGACCGUUCAUGGUCGGCGGAACCUGCUUUACGAUUCUCAGCUUGUUUCUGCUCAGCUGGUCGAUCGACAUUGUGCGCGUGCUGUUUGGAUGGUUUGUCGAUAACUUGACGGUCGUCACGCAGACUUUUGCGGUGUUGAUGGUUUAUAUGCUUGACUUUUCUAUCGGGACUGUCCAAGCAAGUUCGCGAGCAAUCAUUGUCGACAACGCGCCGAUCCAUCAGCAGCAGACGGCAAACGCAUUUGCAGCCGUUCUCACCGGUGCCGGCAACAUUGUCGGCUUCAUCCUCGGCGUGAUCGAUCUGCCAAAAGUGUUCCCGUUCCUGGGAAACACGCAAUUCCGAGUCCUCGCUUUCUUUGCCAGUCUCGCGCUCAUCAUCUCCGUCGGGCUGGCGUGUCUUUACAUUCACGAGCGGAAUCCGAAUCUGGAGGGCAGCGGUGCGGUGAUGGUGGAGCAGGAGACGCAUCCGUACUCGAUCCCGGAGUUUUACUCUAAAGUGAAGCGCGGCGUGACGCGUCUGAGCCCCCAGGUCCGACUGAUUUGCGACACCGAGUUCUUUGCCUGGAUCGGAUAUUUCCCGAUGCUGUUCUAUACCACCACGUACGUUGGCGAGAUGUACUACCGCGAGCAGAUGGAUAUCCGCGAGGCGAACUCGCUGCCGCCGUUGUCGGACGACGAGAUCGAUAAGCUAUGGGAAGCAGCCACGCGCUACGCCAGCCGCGCGCUACUUCUGUACUCGAUAAUGUCGCUGACCGCGAACCUCGUGCUUCCGCUCAUCGUCGCGCCGUCAUACUCUGAUCCCAAUGACGCAGCAGCCAAGACGGCUACGUCGGCCUCGUCGCGGCUGCGAAUCAAGUGGCUGACGCUGCCGCGCUCGUGGAUGCUCUCACAUCUCGUAUUUGCCGCCGCGAUGUUUUCCACGUUCUUCAUCCACACGGGCGCGCAGGCGUCGGUGAUGAUCACGCUGCUGGGGAUUCCGUGGGCGCACGCGCUGUGGGCGCCGUUUGCGCUGAUCGCGGAGGACGUGGCGCGGGUGAAGGCGAAGCUGAGGCAUCCGUCGAUGAUUUACAAGUACGAGCACGAGGCGGGUAUUAUCAUGGGUGUGCACAACGUGUUUGUGUCGUUGCCGCAGGUGCUGAGUUCGCUGGGGUCGAGCAUUCUGUUCAAGUUACUGGCCAAGCCGGGACGGGGCGACGCGGGGGAUAACAGCAUAGUCUGGAUCUUUAGACUGAGUGGGUUCGGCGCGUUGGUUGCGGCGUAUCUGAGCACGAAGAUUAAGACGCCGGAUCAAAUCAAGCUCGAGGAUAUCUUUGACGAGCAGGAGGAGGAGGAGGAGGAGGGUGGUGAGGAGAACGAGGAUGUGGAAGCGGGGCGGAAUGUGUGA
Molecule: messenger RNA, 1611 nt
Organism: Myxozyma melibiosi
Lineage: Eukaryota; Fungi; Ascomycota; Lipomycetes; Lipomycetales; Lipomycetaceae
Product: major facilitator superfamily domain-containing protein
Exons: 3
Coding region: 1-1611 (536 amino acids)
Biological process (GO): transmembrane transport
Cellular component (GO): plasma membrane
Molecular function (GO): sucrose:proton symporter activity
Source: RefSeq, a predicted model, not a curated record